Molecule: messenger RNA, 1811 nt
Organism: Polyodon spathula (Mississippi paddlefish)
Lineage: Eukaryota; Metazoa; Chordata; Actinopteri; Acipenseriformes; Polyodontidae
Gene: cdc37l1
Product: cell division cycle 37-like 1
Exons: 9
Coding region: 158-1210 (350 amino acids)
Biological process (GO): protein folding; protein stabilization
Cellular component (GO): cytoplasm
Molecular function (GO): protein-folding chaperone binding; heat shock protein binding
Source: RefSeq, a predicted model, not a curated record
CCUCAUUCUUACAGCAGGCUGCCUCCACCCCAUUCAGGCACCAGCGGUCCAGUCAGCAUUGCAGGAGGGACAAGGCUAACAAAUGAUGUCCAUGUGAACUGAUUUGGAGAGGAGUUGUUUUGGAAAGCUUAAGAACCAGGAGUUUUUAAAGAUAAUAAUGGAAUACUACAAGUGGCGUGACGACGGAGCCAGUAUGAUAUUAGAUGACGAAGGUUUUGGAGCUGACAGUUCUGCUAGUACCUCCCAGCUACAUCAGCAGGGGAAUGCUGAUUUAAUGUUCAAAAGUCAAAAGCAGUGUGUAAAAAACUCUAUAGAGUGCAAAUGGCACCUGGCAGAAGCCCAGCAAAAACUCUGCAGCCUGGAACUUCACAACUCAGAGUCUGUAGAGCAGGAGCAUGCCAAAGCCCAGGCUGAUUUUUCUGAGCUCAGACAGACGGAGCAGGAGUGGAGACACAAAGAGAAGACGCUAAGAUGGGGUGAGAGGCAGAAUCCCAUGCUUAGCAAUGCCUUCAGCAGAGAGGUGUUCAAUAAGAGUUUUAUAAACAUUCAAAAUAGAAACAAAGAAGCAGAUGAGGAUAAAAGCAAAAGCUUUGUACAGAAAUAUGAAGAACAGCUCAAACAUUUUGGCAUGUUAAACAGAUGGUAUGACAGCCAGAGGUAUCUCUCUGAUCACUCUCAUCUUGUCUGUGAAGAGACUGCCAAUUACCUCCUUCUGUGGUGCUUACAUCUGCAGGCGGAUAAGAAAGAAGCCCUGAUGGAGCAGGUGGCCCAUCAGGCCGUGGCCAUGCAGUUCAUUCUCGAAAUGGCCAACAGUCAUAAAGUUGACCCCAGGGGCUGUUUUCGACAGUUCUUCCAGAAAGCAAAAGCAGGAGAGGAGGGUUAUUUGGAAGCCUUUACAACUGAACUAGAAGCAUUCAAGUGGCGAGUGAAACAAUAUCCAUUAAAUCGCAGUGGUGAGAUUUCCGAGGAGAUGCAGCAUCUGAAGCCCUUGAAUCACUGCUGUCUGGCUCCUACGGAAGUCAUGGAAUCAUUAGCACCAGACUUAAAGAGUGGAUUCCAGCUACAAGAUAGGCAGAUUCUGCAGAAUGUACAAAGUAAUAUGAACCCACAGGUUGCUGAAUGUUAUGUGAAGCGCUGCAUAGAUGCUGGCCUGUGGGUCGUGCCAACCAAAGAGGAUACAGAUGAAACUCGAAUGAUGGAGACUUCAUAGCCAAAGAAUUGUGCUCCACCGCAAUAUGCAGAGGAAUGCUUCCUUAAACAGGGUGGGGUAUGGGAGAGAUUCAAGCUAUUUUUGUAUUCAAAUUGGUAUGUGCCUGAAUCAGUGCUGCACUUUAUAUUUGUUGAAAAGUAUUUAAGAAGAAAUUGUAUUUUCUUGAGGUGUUUUGCUUUGUUCUUUUUAUGUUAGUUAAAAAAAAGUUCAUGAGUUCAUAUAGCGUAGUGGUGGUGCUAGUAGGAAGUGUAUAUAAUAUUUAUGUUGCCAUUAAAUAAUCUUCAGUCUUCCAUAGGAAACUUUUCAACAAAUGGCUGCAGUUCAUGUCUGCUAAAUAAACAAAUAGUAUUAAUAUGCAGUGCAGCAUAGAAUGCAGUCUGCAGUCACAGCAGGUUAAUUCAUAACCUUGGGUCAUUGUAGUUGGCAUAGAAACAGUGUCUGCACAAGAGUGAAACAUCAGCAGGUACACUGAAAUUCCAAAUUAAUGGUGAGUAUUUUGGGUGAAUUGUGUAAAAAACAGAUGUCCCCCACCUUUUCAAGAUGUAUCAUUUUAUACUCCCUCAGGAACUGUAGAGUGUGUGUGUGUGUGGUUUUUAUUAUU